AUGGCAGAUCAACCUCCUCAACCACCCAGUGGGCCAGAUGCUCCAGAUAAGGAGAAGAUGGAGCAGAUCCGACGCCGCCGCAUGGAGAAGUUAGCUGGUUCCGCAUCUUCGAGUUCUGAAAAGAUUUCUGGCGCCGGCGCAGAAGCUUCAACAUCUCUUCCUACUUCGCAACCACCUGUACCAAAAGAUAAUGCUUCAUCGGCUCAACCAGUUGCUAAAUCAGCUAUCGAUAUUAAACCUACGAGCGUCACUCCUACACCAGCUGCUAAUCCUUUCGCGAAAGUGGGCGCGCAAGCAAGCUCUACUGAGAAACCAUUGUCUACACCUCCUCGCCCAACUCCACCCACUCGCAAAGCUAAUCUCGCCGAAGAGUCUUUAGAAGACUACGAAAAUCGAAUUCUUGCUCAUGUCUUUCGAAUUACUCUAGAUCCCAACCAGCGAACAGAUGCCUCGAAUCAUAAACUAAUAUUUCUACCUGAAUUGAGAAAAGAGCUCGAGGAGGAACAUGCGGAGAUUAGGCUGUCGGCUGAUAAACUUGAUGGUGCUCUUAUGGAAGCCUGCUCUACCAUCCCCCAUAGUAAACCUAUAUUCGAAUAUCUAUUGCCAUGUUGGAAACGAAUCAUAAAAGCUUCAAAGGGGCUGCGGGGUUAUGCAGGGCAGAAAGACGCGAUUCUCAAGGAAGCUAAACGCUUAUGUAUGAGCAAUUGCAUCUUUGCUGCCGAAAUGCCGGACAUUUUUCAACGAGAGAUCAAUCUGACUACAGAUGUCCUCACCCCUUACUUCUUAUUGGAGCCUGGUGAAGAUAAAGGCAUCUGCCCCGACUUUCUCGAAGAAGCUGUAGCUCGCUUUGCGGAGGAUGAUAUGGCAAAGUCUAUGAUUGUCAAAGCAUUUGUAGGCAUGAGUAGUAAACUCUCGAAUAUGACUAUGAAUGACGUUUACAAGCCCUACGUUCAUGCUUUCAAAUUACUUACGCAAUUCAACCCGAUCACCACAGCUAUUGCCGAAUCCCCGCUAUUCCAAAUGGCUGUCUCAGCGAAUACCAUUGAAAAGUACACACUACUUGGUCCUUUCUUCAGGAUAUCACCUUUACAACAGGAAGUGACCAGGGAAUACUUUAAUGCGCCCAAGACGAUAGAUAGACGACAUAUUGCCACAUCUCAAGAUGCGUUACGAUUGACCUUGCAAACCCAUCAAAAAGAUUUACUUGAUAUUAUCAACCACUUUGUUCGAGCAAGUCCAAUAGCUAAAAGCAAAACCUUGGAUUGGUUUGCCUACAUUGUAAAUCAAAAUCACAAGCGUCGGGCACUUCAGGUGGACCCAAAAGAAGUAUCUUCUGAUGGUUUUAUGCAUAAUGUCACUGUUGUUUUAGAUGGUCUUUGCGAGCCAUUCAUGGAUACCACAUUCUCGAAGAUCUCGAAGAUUGAUAUCGAUUAUCUACGACGUGCGCCUCGUGUAGAUAUCAAGGACGAGACCAAACUGAACGCUGAUGAGAAGGCUUCCGAAACGUAUUAUGAGGCAACUGUUGAAGGCACUUCUAAUUUCAUCUCUGAAGUCUUCUUUCUGACGCUGGCUGCUCAUCAUUAUGGUAGUGAAGCUCUUAAUGCCACACAUAAGAGUCUGGAGAAGGAUAUCAAGUAUAUUCAAAAGCAAUUGACUGCCAUUGAAGCAGAACGUGUAAAAGUGGCACGGGAUCCUCGGGCUGUUGUUGUACUUGAUAUGAGAAUCAAGAGAAUCAAUGAGGUCUUAGAAAAUGCGAUGUCGAAGAGAAUGGCCAUUGAAGGUGUUCUGUCUGACAAACCUAUGCAAGCAAAAUCUUUGAUUUUCAUGAGAUACGUUACUGUCUGGCUUUUGAGAAUCGCUACGGAGUCCAAUUAUACUCCUAGCCAAACCAUUAAGUUACCAUUACCAUCGACACCCCCUACCGCUUUUGAUUAUCUUCCAGAAUACGUUUUAGAGGAUAUCAUUACCAAUUUUAAUUUUAUCAUUAGAUUCAUUCCUGAUGUUAUGAUUUCAGCUGUUGGCGAUGAGAUCAUUGCACUCAGUAUUACUUUCUUGACAAAUUCCGAGUAUAUCAAGAACCCAUACUUGAAAGCAAAACUCGUAUCUUUACUUUUUGCUGGUACAUGGCCAGUGUAUCAUCGCACCAAAGGUGUAUUGGGUGAUGUUUUAAUGGGAUCGAAAUUCGCUAAUGACCACUUGCUUCACGCAUUACUGAAGUUCUACAUUGAAUGUGAAUCUACUGGAGCACACACUCAAUUUUACGACAAAUUUAAUAUUCGAUACGAGAUCUUUCAAGUCAUCAAAUGUGUAUGGCCGAAUGAUAUUUACCGACAGCGUUUAUCACAAGAGAGCAAGACUAAUACGGACUUUUUCUUGCGAUUCGUCAACCUUCUACUGAAUGAUGCCACUUUUGUUCUUGAUGAGGCUCUUACAAAGUUUCCAAAGAUUCAUGACCUUCAGGUUGAACUCAGAAAAGAGGCAGAACAAUCAACAAUGACUGCCGAGGAGCGAGAGCAGAAAGAAACUGCAUUACGCGAGGCGGAAGGUCAAGCGCAAUCCUACAUGCAAUUGACCAAUGAGACUCUCGCUAUGAUGAAGUUGUUCUCUUCCACCUUGAGUGCCUCCUUCACCAUGAAGGAAAUUGUUAAUCGUGUAGCAGCAAUGCUGAAUUAUACACUUGAUACCAUCACUGGGAGUAAAUCAACCAACUUGAAGGUUGAGAACCUGGAAAAGUACCAAUUCAGACCAAGAGCUUUCCUUAGCGAUUUCGUGGAAAUCUAUAUUAAUCUCGGAGUUCAUGAACCAUUUGUGGAAGCUGUGGCUAGAGAUGGUCGCUCAUACAAACCAGAGAAUUUUGAUAGCGCUUCUCGAAUUUUGACACGUUACGGACUCAAAUCAGCGGAAGAUCUCAACGCCUGGGAACGUCUCAAGACUCGAUUUAAGAUUGCCAAAGAGAUUGAGGAUCAAGAUGAACAAGAUUUGGGAGAAAUACCGGAUGAAUUCUUGGAUCCAAUUUCAGCAGAUCUCAUGGAAGAUCCAGUUAUGCUACCUACUAGCAAAGAGGUUGUUGAUAGGGGCACGAUCAGUGCUUUAUUAUUGGGUGAUCAAAGAGAUCCAUAUAAUCGGGAUCCGUUGAAAAUUGAGGAUGUGAUUCCAGUUCCGGAAUUGGCAGAAAAGAUCAGGCUCUGGAAAGAAGAGAUCAAGGACAGAAAAAGAGCCGAGCGAGCUGCUGCCGCUGCGGCGGAUGCAGCUCCUCAAGAUCCGAUGGAUCUCUCAGCAUAG
This is a messenger RNA of Botrytis porri, 3282 nucleotides long. RefSeq lists its product as uncharacterized. Lineage: Eukaryota; Fungi; Ascomycota; Leotiomycetes; Helotiales; Sclerotiniaceae. Gene Ontology annotation, molecular function: ubiquitin-ubiquitin ligase activity. The record is from RefSeq and is a predicted model, not a curated record. Gene Ontology annotation, biological process: protein polyubiquitination. The transcript has 10 exons. The coding region runs from base 1 to 3282 and encodes 1093 amino acids. Gene Ontology annotation, cellular component: nucleus; ubiquitin ligase complex; cytoplasm.